This is a messenger RNA of Dentiscutata erythropus, 733 nucleotides long. Lineage: Eukaryota; Fungi; Glomeromycota; Glomeromycetes; Diversisporales; Gigasporaceae. The record is from the annotation of a GenBank genome assembly.
CUAUGACAUUAGAAUAGAUGGUGAUACAUCAAAAGCUCCUACUGUAUCCUCUCUUUUGUAUGCACAAGAUCCAACAUUGCCAACUCCAUUACGUAAUGUACAUCAAUUAGAUCAUGCAACAUCUGGAUGUUAUUGUUUAGCAUUAUCAAAAAAAGCAGCUGGAAUUGCUAGUAUAGCGUUCUCAAAUCGUAAAGUUGAGAAAACAUAUUCUGCAAUUGUAAGAGGAUGGAUGGACCAAAAUAAUUAUAUAAUAGAACAACCAAUCGCCCAAGUUCCAAAUAAUCGGUAUCGAAUGUGUAUCGGGACGCCUGAAAAUCCUGGAAAAUCUGGAAAAACAAAACUUGAAGUUAUUCGCCGUGGAUACUUUUAUCCCACCUCAUCUUCUUCUCUUUCUUCAGAAUCACCAAUUAAAGUAACAUUAAUAAACCUCUACCCAAUAACAGGUCGAAGACACCAACUCCGAUUACAUUGUCAAUAUUUAGGUCACCCAAUUGUUGGUGAUUGGCAUUAUGAAUCACAAAUUAUGGAAUAUACUGACACAUUUCGUAUGAUGUUGCAUGCUUGUAAAUUACGCAUUCCUCUAAAUAUUAUUAAAGGAGUAAAAAUGGGAAAUGUGAAAAAUUCAAAUAGGAAUGUUAAGAAUGAUGAUUUGGAAGAUUUACAUGAACUAGAUGUUGCAUCUGAAGACCCAUUUUCAGAAUUGGUUUACGAGUGUAUGAAGGAUGAAAUAUGA